UAUUAAAAAGGAUUAAUGUAUCGGAACUUUUGAUUGGGCUACUUAAUUAUGUUCAUGCAAGAUGGCAGCCUCCACAACAUCAAGCACAAAACAGAAACUAUUAUCCCUGAUUGAAGAUGUAGAAAUUGUUUCCAGGGAGCUAUUUGAGAUUAUGAGUACACCAAAAAGUCAGCAAAGGCAAGGAGCACCAGAGCCAUCAGAAUUAAUACAACUUCUUGUGGAUAAAGAUAAAGAAAUUAAAGACUCUAUCAAAACAGCUGGAAAGCAAGGUGAGGUUCAGAAGACAAUAGAUGAAUUGAAGCAUGAAGUAGAUAAGAGAGAUUUGGAUAUCAAAAUACUUCAGAAAAACCUCAAAGAGGCUGAAAAUGUUUUGUCAACAGCUAUUUUUCAAGCAAAGCAAAAGUUGGACUCUAUAAGCCAGGCCAAUGAGAAGAGAAUCUCAUCAGAGGAAUUGAUCAAGUUUGCACAUAGGAUCAGUGCUAGUAAUGCAGUUGAAGCGCCACCUACCUGGCAACCUGGUGACCCAAGACGUCCAUAUCCUACAGAUUAUGAGAUGAGGAGUGGGUGGUUAGCAAAAAUGAGUGACAUUCCAGCCAGCACACCAGCAUUACAAGCCCAGGGCUCAUAUGGGGAACCCAUGGCAUCAAACAGGAAUCAGCUUCCUGGAGACAUGGCAGUUCCAGCACCACCACAGCAACAAACGGUCACAUGGCAGACUCCCUCAGACAUGACCUCCUCCAUAUCUUCACACCCUCACACGGGUCUCGUAGACUUCAAGGGACAUAAUAAAGAAAAUGAAGAAGUUGAACUUAUGUCUAGUGACUCCUCAAGCAGUUCAAGUAGUGAUGAAUGAGUCUGUACAAUACAGUGUCAGUGUAGUUCAAGAGGAGAGGAAUGUCAGUGUACAUGUAUAUCAAGUGGUGAUGAAAGAGCUUGUACAUUAAAAUGUCAGUGUAAUUAUAGUGAUGACGAGUUAGCUAGUUUGACACACAUUGUGACACAAAGACAUUGUGCCUUGAAAAGUAACCUUUCCAGCCAAUAGUGUUUAGCGAGCUGGUCCAUCAUUCAGAGAGGAAAGGUCCAUUUAUGGAUAACUGGUGCAGUAUGGGGUUUAACCUGUCUUAAACAUGGGACAAGAUUCUUUAUAAAGAAUCUCAAGGUUACAGGAUGUUUACACAUAGGCCUUUGUUGAAAAGAAUUUCAUCUUUACUGACAGAGGGAUCAAUUGUAGCCCGAAGUUCCAAAAUAUAUACAAAUACUGUGGCUCACCUCAAGUGAAGGUUUGAAUUGAUUUGAUUCUGUCGACAGAGAUGCAAUGUGAAAAAAAUGUAUUGCGGAAGGAAUUAUCAGUUAGAGAGCCAGUCUGGUUAGCUCACUAAGUAGAGUGAAAUGUUCUUGAUUUAGAGCUGGUAAAGUGUAAUCUUUGGUGAGACAAAUGUUCUAUGUGACAGUUUGACAGAAGACAAUUAUUAUCCAAUGUCAUUUAACUUUUACCUCUGAGGCAGGGUUUCAUUAAGGGAAGGGGAACGUGGAUUCCCCUACUAUAGCUGUUGGAAUCUCUGGUUACUUUUCCUGUAACAAAUAAAGUUCUGAGUGGGAGAACCCCAAACCAUACCCUUCUCUGCAGUUUCCACAUUCAUCUUUAGUAAUGAAGGCCCUGCACUCUGAUUCAUGUUGGGGUGGUCUUUGUAGACGAUAGAUAUUUGUCAAUACUGACAUAUUAUCCAGAAAUAAAGGAUAGGUUAACUGCCUGACACAGCAGAACUUCAGCUGGAAAAUGGCUUUAAGCAAACAGUAGAGUUUCUGUUCUAUUUGUAAUUUUGUAAUUUAUUGUUUAUGACUGAAUGCUGUAAAGGAGGGUCAAAAUAGGAAUUUUUUAAAUUUUUCUACUGUUGAUUGGGUAUUAUUUGUGAUGGUUUGUUUUCAGUAAUGUUCACAAUUAAUGCCACUUGCAAAAUGAAAAUAUUCAUGAAUAAAAAUCUACACUAUGUCCUAAAAUACAAACACUCGUGUCUCCCAAAUUCUUCAAACCACAAAGAAGCUGCUAAAUGUGAACUUUUAAAUAAAGUCUACACAUUUUUGGUAAAUGUAUGUUGACUGACUGCUCAAAAGCAAGAGAUCUCAACGAAUUGAUCUAAUAAGUAAUUUUUAGUUAAUAAACAGAUCUUUUGAUCAAAGUUGGGAAUUUGAUAGAGAGGUGCAUAAUUUGAAAGAGAUAAUGUUUGCUUUUAAUUGGUAUGGACCAGUUGUUUGUAAUGUAAUAGAUUGUAUAAAGUGGCAAAGCAGUUUUGGAAAUUCUGACGGAAAUUUUUACUCUAAUCUGCUUGUCAGCAUUAAAAGCUCAUAAUGCCUUUACUUUAAAAUGUGGCUGCCACAUUUUCCGCUAUGAACAUAAAAUAUUUUAAUUUCUUGUUAAAUCCUAUUUCCGAUAUUAAAUUAUUUUCUCUAAUAUUUGUCAGUUUUGAAUAUUGAUGAACAUACUGCAGUAUUUUAUUGUAUCUAUUGUUUUUGAUUACCUCCCUUUAUGACUAACUGUGAAAGUUCAUGUACCUUAUGAAAAGAAGCACUCAUAAAGCCAAGUCAUUAUGCAUAACAUCUAUUUGGAAAGCUAUUCAUCUGUUUAAUACAUAAAAAUUAAAGCUUUGUGAAACUUCAAGAACAUUGCAAACAUGCUGGAAUGGAAAAUGUGCGAAGAAGAAAGAUGUCCAUAAUUUAAGAAAAUAGAAAUGUUACAAAUUGCAAUGCCAUCUAUAUAGUUCAUAUGCAUUGAAAGACAUUUGAACUGAAUAAAAAAAUAAAAUUUUAA
Messenger RNA from Mercenaria mercenaria, 2806 nucleotides. Its product is annotated as mediator of RNA polymerase II transcription subunit 4-like. NCBI's taxonomy places the organism in Eukaryota, Metazoa, Mollusca, Bivalvia, Venerida, Veneridae. Gene Ontology annotation, molecular function: transcription coregulator activity. Gene Ontology annotation, biological process: regulation of transcription by RNA polymerase II. Gene Ontology annotation, cellular component: mediator complex; core mediator complex. The record is from RefSeq and is a predicted model, not a curated record. Bases 62 to 853 code for a protein of 263 amino acids. The transcript is spliced from 6 exons.